AUGGCAUCCAAUGGUUCAGUGAGUCAUACGAUUCACACAAACCUCUGGUCUGAAGACAAUUGUGUCAAAAGGGAGUCAAUCGACAGAUGGAUGGCUUUCUGUGCUAUCGACAGCCAAUUGAAGGCUAAUAUCCGUAUGUUUUGCGUGUUUGACAUGAACUCAGAGACAGAAGCAGUGGUUGUGACCAAAGAGGAUGAGGUCUUCAGUGUAAACGUGAGCGCCGUUUCUGUCACUCAAUUACAGACACUCAGCCAUAAGGGGGUCAUUCAAGUGAGUGCAGGCCUAUACCACCUGUGCGCCCUCACCACCGAUGGACAGUUGGGGAUCGGGUCGACCACCAGUUCCGCUGAACCCUUAAAAGUAUCAUUGAAUGAGAAAGUGGUGGACAUAUCGUGCGGUAAUUACCACACACUGGCCCUCACAGACGCGGGACAUGUCUAUGGCUGGGGUUAUAAUGGCAAUGGACAGGUAGGCAAUGGCACCGAUAGUGCCCAAUCCGUUCCCAUCAGAGUGAAGGGCGCUCUGGAGUCGUGUCGUGUUGUGUCCAUCACUUGCGGAGGCCAUCAUUCAAUAGCGGUGUCGGACACCGGAGCUGUAUAUUCAUGGGGUUGUAAUGGUGAGGGACAGUUGGGUUUAGGACACCAAACAAAUCAAACCACUCCAGUGCUGAUCACACAUUUAGAUCACAAACCCAUUUGUCGUGUGGUUUGCGGUUAUAGGCAUACAAUGCUUUUAUCCAAAGAUGGCAUAAUCUAUAUGUUUGGUCUGUGCGAUAGGGGACAGUUGGGCACCGAUAACACCACCAACCAAUCAACGCCUAUUCAGUUAGACAAUAGUUUGGGUCCAUUUCGUGAUAUCGCGGCAAAUAUGGGGACCAAUAUAUCGGCCGCUAUUACAGUGGAUGGUGUGGGCUAUGUAUGGGGUGGAUGUCAGCCCCCAAACGGCAAUGUAUUAAAGCCAAUGAAGACAAUAUAUGAUUCAUUGCACGACAUAUUCGCCAUCUUCUCGAAGCCUACUGUUUCGUCCAAAAUGGUUGUAUUGAGUGAUGUGUCCGACAAUCUAUUGGUCACUCAAAUACGUCAGGCUUUCGACGACCCAAACACCAGUAACUUCAAGAUCAUAGUCGAGGGAAAGCCUAUUCACGUCCACAAAGACAUACUUCGCAUCCGAUGCCAACACUUCCGGUCAUUGUUUUCCAAUUGGACUCAAGGAAAUAAAAAGGAACUGGAGUUGACUCAAUACUCGUAUGACAUGUAUAAGGAGUUCCUGCGAUACCUAUACACGGGUGAGGUAUGUGUGGCACCGGAUGUUGGCAUUGAGUUACUAGAUUUGGCCGAAUCUUACUGCGAGACUGAUCUCAAGCUUAGGUGCGUCCGACUUAUACGGAACGGCAUUACAGUCGACAAUGUU
Oppiella nova is the source of this 1410-nucleotide messenger RNA. The record is from the annotation of a GenBank genome assembly. Lineage: Eukaryota; Metazoa; Arthropoda; Arachnida; Sarcoptiformes; Oppiidae.